AUGGCGCCGCGAAAUGAUCACGCUGGUGGCGGCGAUGAUCGAGAGCCAGAAAGAGGGCAUGCGACGUUGGCGACGUUGAGAAUCGGCGUCAAGGUCUGGGUUGAGAAGGACAGCGAGGAACGGAAAGCAGAAAUCCUUUCCAUGCAAACUCGCCGGGGCAAGCCAACAUUCUACGUCCACUACGAGGAGUUCAACAAGCGUCUGGAUGAAUGGGUCGCCGCUGAGCGACUGAACCUCUCCAAGGAAGUGGAAUGGCCUCUGCCCGAAAAGCCAGACACGAAGAACAAGCAGAAGACGAACCAGCAAUCCAAAAACCUGCAAGUUCCGGACACAGGCAGAUCCCAGAAACGACCACGAACAGUAUCAGACAGCCGCGAUGCCUCCGCUACCCCCAUGGACAUGUCCCAACUAUCCAGCCGCCGCCCCUCCCUCACUGGCGGCAAAGAGAAUCGCGACCCAGCCCUUGCCACCAUAACUCGCGACGACUCCACGGGCACCCCUCAACCCGAAGACGAAUCCCUCGUCGACCUGGUCGACACCCAAGAAGCCGCGGCAGCCGCCAAAGCCGCACCUCCCCACGUCCCCUACUCCCGCGAAGAAGAGAUCGAAAAGCUCCGCACGGGCGGCAGCAUGACGCAAAACCAGACCGAAAUCUCCCGGGUGCGCAACCUCGAGCGCAUCCAAAUGGGCACCUACGAAGUCGAGCCGUGGUACUUCUCCCCCUACCCCGCCGAAUUCGCCGACAGCGAGCUCGUCUACAUCUGCGAAUUCUGCCUCUCCUACUUCGGCAACAGCACGCAGUUCGGGCGGCACCGCAAAAAGUGCACCCUGCUGCACCCGCCGGGCAACGAAAUCUACCGCGACGACAGCGUCAGCUUCUUCGAAAUCGACGGCCGGCGGCAGAGGACAUGGUGUCGCAACCUCUGCCUGCUGUCCAAACUCUUCCUCGACCAUAAAACGCUGUACUACGACGUCGACCCCUUCCUCUUCUACUGCAUGACCGAGCGCACCGCCCACGGACACCACCUCAUCGGCUACUUCUCCAAAGAAAAAGAAUGCGCCGAAGGCUACAACGUCGCUUGUAUCCUCACCCUCCCGCAAUACCAGCGCAAGGGGUUCGGCAAACUGCUCAUCCAGUUCUCCUACGAACUCUCCAAAAUCGAAAACAAACUCGGCUCCCCGGAGAAACCCCUCUCAGAUCUCGGACUGCUCGGCUACCGCGCCUACUGGCAAGAAGUCAUAGUCGACCUGCUCAUCGAGCGUGAAAAUGAGGGGACCCCGAUGAUGUCGGUAGAAGAGCUCGGCCAGGCGCUGGCGAUGACGACGAACGAUGUGCUGCACACGCUGCAGAAUUUGAACAUGCUGCGGUAUAGUAACAAGAACCAUGUGAUUGUGUUGACGGACGGGGUGGUGGCGCAGCGGGAGAAGCAGAAGGAGAAGGAGCGGGUGAAGGGGAGGCGGGUCAUUGAGGCCGAGAGGCUGCAGUGGCGGCCGCCGGUUUUUACGGCCGCGGCUAGGACGUGGAAUUGGUAG
This is a messenger RNA of Saxophila tyrrhenica, 1533 nucleotides long. RefSeq names its product Histone acetyltransferase (gene ESA1). Gene Ontology annotation, molecular function: transcription coregulator activity; histone H4K16 acetyltransferase activity. The record is from RefSeq and is a predicted model, not a curated record. Gene Ontology annotation, biological process: positive regulation of transcription by RNA polymerase II; negative regulation of DNA-templated transcription. NCBI's taxonomy places the organism in Eukaryota, Fungi, Ascomycota, Dothideomycetes, Mycosphaerellales, Extremaceae. Gene Ontology annotation, cellular component: chromatin; MSL complex. The coding region runs from base 1 to 1533 and encodes 510 amino acids. The transcript is spliced from 3 exons.